GGGUCUGGGUGGGUGGGCGCGGCCGCAGCAGUCGCAGCGGGGCCAUCUUCGGCGGGCGAGUGGGCUCGGCCUGUGCAACCCGCACCUGCGUCCCUCGCCCGGCCCGAUGGCGCCGCGGCCGCUGGGCCCCUUGGUGCUGGCGCUGGGCGGCGCCGCGGCGGUGCUGGGCUCGGUGCUCUUCAUCCUCUGGAAGACCUACUUCGGCCGCGGCCGAGAGCGGCGCUGGGACCGGGGAGAGGCCUGGUGGGGCGCGGAGGCUGCCCGCCUCCCCGAGUGGGACGAGUGGGACCCCGAGGACGAGGAGGACGAGGAGCCGGCGCUGGAGGAGCUGGAACAGCGCGAGGUGCUGGUGCUGGGGCUGGAUGGCGCAGGCAAGAGCACGUUCCUGCGCGUGCUGUCGGGGAAGCCACCGCUGGAAGGCCACAUCCCCACCUGGGGCUUCAACUCCGUGCGUCUGCCCACCAAGGACUUUGAGGUGGACCUGCUAGAAAUUGGGGGCAGCCAGAACCUGCGCUUCUACUGGAAGGAGUUUGUGAGCGAGGUGGAUGUGCUGGUGUUUGUGGUGGACUCAGCUGACCGACUGCAGCUGCCCUGGGCCCGACAGGAGCUGCACAAGCUGCUGGACAAGGACCCUGACCUGCCUGUCGUCGUGGUGGCCAACAAGCAGGACCUGAGCGAGGCCAUGAGUAUGGGGGAGCUGCAGCGGGAGCUGGGCCUACAGGCUAUCGAUAACCAGCGGGAGGUUUUCCUCUUGGCAGCCAGCAUUGCCCCUGCAGGACCCAGCUUUGAAGAGCCUGGCACCGUGCACAUCUGGAAACUGCUCUUGGAGCUUCUCUCCUAGGCUGCAGCUCUCCUGCUCGCCACCUGCCUGUCAAGACCAUAGUUGUACUGCUGCUGCUUCAUUGCCAGACUGGGCCUGGGGCAAGAGCCACAUGGCAGCAUUUCCCUUUUCCCCUCCUUUGCCUUUCAAGAGCAGGGCCUGGGCAAGGCCAAGAACCAUGCAGAAGCCUUCCUGGUGAGGUGGCCGUGAAGCCGAAGCAGGGAGGUGGGUGAGACAGAGGGUGGGGAAGAUAGUGUCUGGCUCAUUCCAGGCUGGAAUAUGGAUCCAGCUUUCCCUUCUCUUACCUGUACAGUGAGAUGCUCAGUGGGCUCAAUCCUCCACUACAGGUCCCGGUACCUGAGGAACCAGUGUAGGUGUCAGAAAUACUCCUAGAGCCUCAAGGUCUCCCAGUCCAGAAACAGUCUGGUGACGUCAUGCCCUUCUCAUGUGGGCAGCUUCUGAGUGGUGACACAGCAAGCCUUUGUUCCUGUCCUGCAUUGUCCAGCCCCAGCUCCACCUAAGUGACUUGUGGCCUUGUGCAAUCUCUGCCUCUCUGACCCCAGGGCCAUUAUUUUUAAAGGGAGGUGGUUUCCUAAUUCGGAGAUGCCUUUCCCAGCCAUGGGAGUGUGAAGUGCUAGGAUGAACCUGGCCAUCCUAGCAAGGAGCUUUCUGAAGACCUCCCUGCUUUUCCCUGAGCCCAGGCCUGGCCUGCCAGCCUCUCUUGACUACAGAAUAACUGAUAUUCACCCACCAAACAGAAAAAGUGAAGGCUGGGUUUUUCCCCUCUAAUCUGGAGACAAGCUGCUGCUCUCGUACUAACUGUGCCAGUGCCCAUGUUUACAGAAGUCAGGGGAAGGAAGGAGCCUGUGUCCCUGGGAUGACAGUCAACUGGAGCUAGGUGUUGACCUCAGAACUGCAUUUUAUUUAUUAAUUUAUAAGCAGAACAGGCCAGAGUUCUAGGCUCUGUUUCUAGGUGCUGUUUUCAAAACCCCAGAUGACAGUCAUAGAAAAUUUGGAACUUAGGAAAAUAGCUGGAAUCAUGAAUGACAAUGAGAUAACAUACAGAUGUCAGUGGAGACAAAGUUGUGGGUUCCUCCUCCCACCUGGCUUUGAGGCUGUCGUCGAUAUCAUAGUACUUUACAUGGAUUCACAUGAACUGAAACGCCACCACUUGGCCCAGGAUGUUGAAAGGGUGCAAAUUUCUUCUGGGUAGAUAAGAAAUGACUCUGGGAGAGGAUUUCUCUUAUGUGAAUCUAGGUAAAAAGAUGGAAAAAAAUUGUAUUAUGUGAUCCUAAGGACAGGAAUAGCAGACCAGCCAACGGGAUGGCCUUGGGUACAUCACUCAGCCUUUCCGGACCCAAUUUUUCCCCAGUGAAAGCCAAGUUGGACUGAAUUUCUGGAGUUCUCAUCAGUGCACAUUCCAUAGUUCUCCAGUGCUUGGCGAUCAGCCCAAUUUAAGGACUGGCUCUGUACUGACAUUUAUUAUCGGUACAGGCAAAGAGGAGCCUGUUGUCUGUUAGGGACCACUAAAUCAACAACCACAAAUGGAUUUUUUUUUUUAAGAGGAGCUGUGCACCUCAAUUUGCCGUCUAGUUGAGAAUAGAGAUUGUGUGCCUUCAUUUCAUUUGACAUUUACCCAGCAUGCCUCAGUUCCACACCGUGACCAGUGUAAGAAGAGGAACUAUGAUAAAAACAGUUCAACAAGCCGCAAGGAGGGUGGGAAAUUCUGAAGUCCAGAAGCGAGUGUGAUCUUUGGAAUAGUGGCUGCUGUGCCCUUGGGCGCCAUUUGAAGAAUCACUGUUCUUGAAAGUGCUGGUUCACUUUCUGCAGUAAGAAGUGAUUUAUGGGCUCUUAUGUAAAAUUUUAAGGAUGACUUGGGUUUUAGAGUAGUCUUUGAAACUUUGCUGGCAGCUUUUCAUUUUGUCAUUGGAAGGGUAAGAGACUUUGUUCUAUGAACUCCUUGUUCUUCAGGGCUUGAAGGUGUUAACAAAAAAACCUUAGACAACUUUAACGAAGUUUAAAAAGUAUGUUCUGUUUUUGAGCAGAAAAAAGAUUCAUGAACUGGUUAGUACUUAGCACCAAAAGCAGUUCAGAAUGCUCAGCCCCACAAUGUGUGUAGGCUACAUUUAUAGCCAGAGAAACGAAAAUAACUUAGGUUGCCUGACUGGCUGCAGUCUGGCAUUUGCCUUACCUGAACAUGUUUUAGCAGCCUUCAGCCGACGAUUGACUGAAGGUUUGGCUGCUGUGAUUGGCUACAAUUCGGCUACUUGUUAGAAGAACAUACUUUUAGGUUAGGUUACGAGUUGUUUACACUUUAAGUUACAAUUCACUGUGUACAGAGGCAGCUUAGGCCAGACUUAAUUCAGCUUCACAGUGUCCCUCAUUUUGCUCAGCCCCUUAAUUUUGAGAGAUUGACCAAAAUCCCAGGCACUGACACUACCUUCUGUCACUAUUUGACCUCAUUAUGGAACUCACAGUUUACAAUGUUAAAUCAGUUAGAGGAUUCUGUAUGUCUUCAUGUUUCUGUUACUCUAACCGUAAUGAGACCAUUUGAGGUACAAAGGAUGACUGCAUUGGUGUACUUAAGACUACAACACAUCAGUGGGGACCUUAGGAUGGCUAUCAGGAGUGUAAUACCAAGAAACUGGAAUGCAUCCCUUAAUAUGAGUCUCCACAAACCAAACUGAUUGGAAUCAAACAACUCAAGUUCAGACGAUAAAAAUAGUUCAACAGCAUGCAAGCUCUGCUGCUCAUAGCCUGUUCAGGGUAUAAUGGCAAUUAAGGACAUAGUUCACUAUGAAGUACCUUAAUUGUAAAGUGUUUGAUUUUUAGUUAGCUUUUGGUAACACAAGUCAUGGUGAUUGGGAUACCCACUAAAAGAAACAUGAAGAUUAGAAAACCUUGAACAGCUAAGCUUGCUGUCUACCAUUCAGGAUGCCUGCAAACCAACCACUAGCUGCUCCUGCAAACACAUUAUGUGUUCCUUUUCCCUGAGAAAUAUCCUUGAUGUGUUUGGUGGCAGUAUCUACAGAAGCGGCAGCCACCACCGCCUUUUGAAGCUCUCCAUAGUAGUAGAAUCGGGAAAGAUGAGCACAGCGUUCAGUUUUGUUCAGCACCAUACACAAGCUCCUGGCUGGGCAAAGGAAAUCUAAAGCUGCAUGAAGUUCCAUUACGUGUUUUUAUUGAACACAGGUGGCUUCAUCCAUUCGUCCAUCCGUCCAUCCGUCCACCCGUCCACCCAUCCAUCCACCCACCCACCCACCCAUCCAUCCAUGCAUGCAUCCACCCACCCACCCAUCCAUCUGUGCAUGCAUCCACUCAUCCACCCAUCCAUCCAUCCAUCCAUCCAUCUGUGGCUUCUACCUGUGCGAAUCUCUGUGCUACAAAAUUCUUUUCAAUUUAGCAUUAACUUUAAUUUCCAUACAGUUGGCACCUCACUGCCGCCAAAAGUGAGUCCACAGGAACCCCACUGGAACAUUUGCUCAGGGGAAACUAAUCAUCUGUUUCAAGGUUGGUAUUCAUUUUAGUCUUUGACCUCUGAUUAUGGGGACUUUCAGGGAAAGCUGUUUGCAAGGCGAGCAUGAAUCAGGUGAAACAGCAAGAUCUGAAGUCAGGACAGAGUAAGCAAAUUAUCCACAGACCUAAUAUGUACCCUCUGAAGCUGGAAAGUGGGGGCCACCUGGUAGCAUUUGAGCAGGGGUCACUUAUGUUCCCCCAUAAGUCUGCACAGCUCCUAAACAAGGUCCAGUGGGGAACUUGUUUUUAUGUGAUCCCUUUAUAGCAUGCUGUAAGGGUGCAUAACCACAGCCAGUGAGAAGGGACCCUACUGGAUUUAACCCAGUGACAUUAUAUAAGCAAUCGCUUGGAGCCACAUAGGUAGUUCCCAGGUCCUGAAUAUGUGGUGCCUGAAAGCAUAGGUGUAGGCAGUAUUCCUUGCAUAGGCAUUACCUGGACAGGUUUUUUUUCCAUUUUGGCACUUAUUAAUUGAAAAGGUCAGGGUACCACUUCCAGUGAGUGUAGGGAAGCAAGCAGUAGUGGUGUUUAGAAUAUCAAGGUUAGCUGCUGGAUGCGGUGGCUCACGCCUGUAAUCCCAGCACUUUGGGAGGCCGAGGUGGGCGGAUCACGAGGUCAGGAGAUCGAGACAAUCCUGGCUAACACGGUGAAACCCUGUCUCUGCUAUAAAAUACAAAAAAUCAGCUGGGUGUGACGGCAUGCACCUGUAGUCCCACCUACUAGGGAGGCUGAGGCAUGAGAAUCACUUAAACUUGGGAGGCAGAGGUUGCAGUGAGCUGAGAUCACGUCACUGCACUCUAGCCUGGGAGACAGAGCGAGACUCCGUCUCAAAAAAAAAAAAAAAAAAAGGUUAGCAUUCCACUCUUCCUUUGGGGUUUCAGGGUGACUUAUUGGGAAAAUGGAGAGAUACUGGCAUUAAUGGAAUCGUUUCCUGAUUUGAGCGUUAAGUCACAAACCCAACAGGAACUCCAGUUUCUUGCGAGAGCAUUAGCCAGCCCCAGAUUAUGGUCCCACGGAUUUUCCCAUAAAGAAAGGGAAAGGAUUUGCGGGCAGAAAAUAGGAAAGAGAGGGAGAAAGAUAAGAUUUUUGCGAUUGCAGUGAAGUCUUCAUCCACAUCUAGGGAAAGCUGUUCAUGUCUAGGACGUGAUCUGCUUCUGGGGAAAAACUUCCCUGGUUAGCUUACCUUAAAGUCUCCAACAGGUGCGUAGUUCCAGGAGUCUGGAGAGGUCCUUUUGAGUUGUGAGAUGUGGACCCAAGGUUCGAAGCCCUGAAGUUUUACCACAGUGUGGGUAAUAGAAGAACUUGGUAUCGUCUCUUUCUGUGAGGUUUAAGGGCACUUUUUCUCUGAUACCAUCUCCAGAAGACCUAGUCUCAGGUUACAGAUUGUGAAGGCUUUGAUGGUCCUCUGUGGGUCACAAAGUUUAUUUUAUUUUGUCAAAAUACAGUGUGACAUAAUGCAUUACAGCUUUGUAGUAUUUAGUGGCAUCAGCAUUUAGGAGAGUAGGAACUACGUGAAGUUCUGUUAGGAGCACCGGCUUUCUAGUAACUAUUUCAUAGGGGUCAAUCUGUGUCUGUCGUAGGAAUGGAUCUGAUCUGCUGACCAAAAGCAAUGGUUGGCUUUCUUCUUCAGAGAUUAGAAAAAAAUGAAAUUCAAAGCCAAUGGUAGUACCUUUGGCCAAGAUAAUCCAAUCGAUUCAGUUAAUUUUGCCAAUUUUAGUUUUAAAAUAUUUGUCCUUUUGACCUUUCCAGAAGACUGAGGGUGAAAGGGACAAUGGUAGUACCACUGUGUUUCUAACACUUUAUUUAGCUGCUUCAUAGUUUGUCCAAUAAAAUGAGUUCCUCUGUCACUGGAGAUUUUUCCAGAGAUGCCCCAUAAAGGAAACACAUGUUCUUAUAACUCCUUAGCUACUGCCAUAGCAUCAGCUCUCCUACACAGGAAAGCUUCUAUCCAACCAGAAAACAUGCCAACUAUUACAAGAACAUACUGAUACUUAAUUGAGGGUGGCAGUUGAAUGAAGUCCAUCUGUAAGUGUUCAAAUGGUCCAUCAGGUGUUGGUGGAAAUACACCACUUGGAGUUUUUAUUAUCUUCCCUGGAUUAUGGGUUUGACAAACCAAAUAUUGGUUAUAACCCAUUUCAGCAUUUUAGAGUAGUCACACUCUGGGUAUUUUUUAUAAUUUGGAUCAUUUUGCUCAUUUGUGAAGUGCAGAGGUUGUUUUUUGUUUUUUUGUUUUGAGACAGGAUCUCACUCUGUCACCCAGGCUGGAAUGCAGUGGUGCAAUCAUGGCUCACUACAACCUCCACCUCCAGAGAUCAAGCAGUCCUCCCACCUCAGUCUCCUGAGUAGCUGGGACUACCAGUGUGCGCCACCAUCCCCAGCUAAUUUUUGUAAUUUUUAUAGAGAGGGUUUUAUCUUCUUGCCCAGGCUGGUCUUGAACUUCUGGGCUCAAGCUGUCAGUCCAGCUCAGCUUCCCAAAGUGCUGGGGUUAUAGGGAAGAGCCACCGUGCCUGGCCAAGUGCAAAGCUUUAAACAGUAGAAGUUUCAAGGGCUCAGGAAGGACCAGGGGGCCAUCUAGGCUCUCCAUGAGUGCACAGUUAACAUUAUGUUUACGUCUGUCAGAUAACAAUUUUGGUUUUCCACAUCAGGUGCAUUGCACUGUUAGAUGGGUCAUCAUAAAGGUCAUCAAUCUAGUGGCAUUCAUUCCAUUUGCACAUCCUAACUGUUUCAGCACUAUCUGAUUUAGCAUGAAAAUCUGCCAGGGCAGUCCCUUGAUAUUCAGGUUCAGCUUUCCAUGUAGGGGCUUCAAUCUUAUUAGAAUUUGUUAUUUAUUUUUCACCUUUACUCAAGAUAGCUUGGAACUUAUACCAAUUUGUGAUGGCAACAGGAUAGUAGCAAGUUCAUCCACUUGAGUCUGUUUUUAAUAGGGGCUCCACUAGAAGUGAGAAACCCUCUUUGUUUCCAUAACAUGCCAAAAUUGUGGACUGCAAAGGCAUGUCUGCUAUGUAUAUAGCAUUUUCUGAUUUCCCUUUAGCUAUAUGAUAAGCUCAAUGAGAGCAAAAGCUCUGCAGUUUGAGCUGACUGAAACUGGGAAGAGUCUGCUUUUUAUUAACUCAUUUUGGGUUUUAAUGACAUAUUUUGCCAAAGAAUAAUUUCAAAUGGGGGCCGGGCGCUGUGGCUCACGCCGGCCGUGGUGGCAGGUGCCUGUAGUCCCAGCUACUUGGGAGGCUGAGGCAGGAGAAUGGCGUGAACCCAGGAGGCAGAGCUUGCAGUGAGCCGAGAUCGUGCCACUGCACUCCAGCCUGGGCAACAGAGCGAGACUCUGUCUCAAAAAAAAAAAAAAAAAAAUUUCAAAUGAUGUUGGUCUACUUGCUGAAAAAUGCUGGGUUUGACUGAAAUUUAAUAGACUUUCCACAGCACGUGGAACUUGCAAAAAAAAAAGUUCAUUCCCUAAAACCAGGUCAGAUGAACCCUUUACCAAUCUGGUGGUUGCUGCCACUGCCUUUAAACAAUUGGGAUAUGCCUUAGCUAUGGGGUCUAAUUGCAGGCCAUGAUAUGUGAUGGGCCUGUGCUUUCCCAACUAUGUUCUUUUUUAUGUAUGUAUGUAUUUAUGUAUUUAUUUUUUGAGAUGGAGUUUUGCUCUUCUUGCCCAGGCUGGAGUGCAGUGGUGUAAUCUCAGCUCACUGCAAUCUCCGCCUCCCAGGUUCAAGUGAUUCUCCUGCAUAAGCCUCCCGAGUAGCUGGGAUUACAGGUGCCCAUGACCACGCCCAGCUUAUUUUUUGUAUUUAGUAGAGAUGGGGUUUCACCGUGUUCGUCAGGCUGGUCUCGAUCUCCUGACCUCAGGUGAUCCACCCGCCUCGGCCUCCCAAAGUGCUGGGUCAACUAUGUUCUUGAGUAAGAACUCCUGAUGCCUCAUUGUUAUGUUUAUGAACAAACAAGGUGAAGGGUUCAGUAUAAUUUGGAAAUCCUAGAGCAACCAUAUCUGUUACUUUCCAUCCUGGUUAUAUUUCUUAAUUAGACUGCGAAGUUCUGAAUGAAGCCUUUUUAAAUAGAGCAGUUGAUGCCAUUUCUGUCUCUGCAGGUUUCACAAGUAGUGUUUCUAAAUGAGCUCUAUAAUCUGAAACUGGUUCAUCUUUCUUUUGCCCACAAGAUUAUGUGAUUGACCAAUCAAUUUUUUGUGGAAAAGCCUUAGGGAUUGAAUUUAAAAGAUCUUCAGCAAUUCUUCUAGUUCCUUUUUGCCCUCCUCUUGGGGUUUUGGAGUGGUCUUUAGUAUCCUCAGGCUGUUUCCAUUCUGCUCCUGCUGUCAAUUGUGAAGCUUCACCAGUAUCAUGUGAAUAAAUUGGUAAAGAUUAGAGAGUCCUGAAUCAUAAGCUCCUAUGAGGAUUCUCAAUUUUCCAGUACAUUUUUGACUAUUUUCUCUUGGAUUAGUUAAGUCUUUAUGAUGGCUCUAAGCUCAGCUUUAGACCAUGGAGUAAAAGUGGUUACAGCAGGCAGGCUGGUUGACUAGAGAGUCUCACUUUGUAAGGCAUUUGUCCAACUUCCCCUUUUUCAUUAGCCUCAAGGAGAAAAGGUAACUGAGCAAAAGGGUUACUGUACUCAAAGCAUCGAGGCAAAGAAGAGACAGAGAAGGAGCAAUCCAGGUUCAUGUGCUGCAUGAGCCUUUCAUUUGCGUUUUGUAAAGAAUCUUUUAGGCAAUUUUAGAUUUGUAUAAUCUUUUAGAUGCCUCUGCAUACCGAUUUAAAAUGCAUCCCAUUGUUUUUGUGGAGUUUUUGAUCCUUUCUUUUCUAAUGUGUCCCACAAAUAAACAGUUUUAUUUAAAGUUUCCUCAUCGUGGCCAUUUUAAUUCUAAGUUGUUCCUAGUAAGGUUAGCCUGUUUUUCUAAAAACAAGUUCUGAGUCCAUAAUUUUGGUUUUUUUUUUGUUUUUUUUUUUGAGACAGAGUCUUACUCUGUCACCACCCAGGCUGGAGCGCAAUGGCACGAUCUCAGCUCACUGCAACCUCCGCCUCUCAGGUUCAAGCAAUUCUCCUGCCCCAGCCUCUCAGCCUCCCGAGUAGCUGCGAUCGAUCACAGGUGUGCAUCACCGCCCAGCUAAUUUUUGUAUUUUUAGUAGCGAGGGGUUUCGCCACAUUGGCCAGGCAGGUGAGGUGAUCUGCCCGCCUCGGCCUCCCAAAGUGUUGGGAUUACAGGUGUGAGCCAUCACACCCGGACUUGUUUUGUUUUUUGAGAUAGAGUGUUGUUUUGUCGCCCAGGCUGGAGUGCAGUGGCGUGAUCUCGGCUUACUGCAACCUCUGCCUCCAGGGCACAAGAGAUUUUGCCACCUCAGCCUCCUGAGUAGCUGGGACUACAGGCAUACACCACCACACGCCCAACUAACUUCUGUAUUUUUUGUAGAGAUGGGGUUUUGCCAUGUUGCCCAGGCUGGUCUCAAACUUGUGAGCUCAAGAGAUCUUCCUGCCUCAGCCUCCCAAAGUGCUGGGAUUACAGGCAUCAGCCACCACACCCAGCCCCAUAAUUCUUACAUAUAAAAUUAGAUGGAGUCCCAGACUCCUUGGAUUGAAACAAACCCAUUAUCAAAAGGAUAACCUACCCAAUGCCUCUAACUGGAUCCAUCCAGUUUAUUAUGGGAUGCAGUCCAAUCCAGGACCCAGUCCAGUAAAAAUUGCUCAGAUAAACUUGGAGAGCUCAAAACACAAAUUUAUGGAGCUCAGAAUCCUAGGAAGAACUCACUAUGACCUCCAGUUGCUGUGAGGGGUCAGUGGGCACAAUGGGCCCUGGCAGAUACCUUUUUGUGUGGUCACUCAGUGCUCCUGGAGGUUGCUGAAGUUAUGCUUUGGAUCCUACUUCUGACACCAAUUUGUUAAAAGAAAAAUUUUAUAGACAAGUUAACUUUAACAGUUUAAUUGAGCAGAAAAGGGUUCAUGAACCAGGUAGUGCUCAGGACCAAAAGCGAUGGUUCAGAAUGUGUGCAGGCUAUAUUUAUAAGCAAAGAAACGGAAUUGGCAUACAGAGAUAGCCUGAUUGGCUGCAGUCUGGCGUUUGCCUUCUUUGGACAUGUUUUGGCAGCCUUCAGCCUAUGGUUGGCUGAGAUUUGGCUACUUGUUACAAGAGUAGACUCUUACAUUAGGUUGCAGGGUGUUUACACAUUAAGUUAGGUUAUAAUUCACUAUGUACAGAGGCAGCUUUAGGCCAAACUUAACAAAGGUCACCUUUGGAACCAGCACUAAUUGUUGAGGGGGUCCCUGGGGUCCCUUUUUACCUAAUGAAGAUCUGUCUGUGUCUAAUGAAUAUCUUGUACAAUUUUUAAAGUCCCCAGUUGUGGGAGGUGAACUUGAAGAAUAAAGUUUCAUUAUGUCUA
This is a messenger RNA of Gorilla gorilla gorilla (western lowland gorilla), 10686 nucleotides long. RefSeq names its product ARF like GTPase 10 (gene ARL10). Lineage: Eukaryota; Metazoa; Chordata; Mammalia; Primates; Hominidae. The record is from RefSeq and is a predicted model, not a curated record. The transcript has 4 exons. Bases 107 to 841 code for a protein of 244 amino acids. Gene Ontology annotation, molecular function: GTPase activity; GTP binding.